ACGGAAAGUGCCUAUGUGAUCUAAGCUAAGCGGAAGUCGGGCCUCUUUUCCCUGGCGCCUCCGAGGCGGUCAGCUGCUUCAAAAUGAAGCUGAAUAUCUCCUUCCCAGCCACUGGCUGCCAGAAACUCAUCGAAGUGGACGAUGAACGUAAACUUCGUACUUUCUAUGAGAAGCGUAUGGCCACAGAAGUUGCUGCCGACGCUCUGGGUGAAGAAUGGAAGGGUUAUGUGGUCCGGAUCAGUGGUGGGAAUGAUAAACAAGGUUUUCCUAUGAAGCAAGGUGUCUUGACCCAUGGCCGGGUCCGCCUGCUGCUGAGUAAGGGGCAUUCCUGUUACAGACCAAGGAGAACUGGAGAAAGAAAGCGCAAAUCAGUUCGGGGCUGCAUUGUCGAUGCCAAUUUGAGUGUUCUCAACUUGGUUAUUGUAAAAAAAGGAGAGAAAGAUAUUCCUGGAUUGACUGAUACCACGGUGCCUCGUCGCCUGGGUCCUAAAAGAGCCAGCAGAAUUCGUAAACUUUUCAACCUCUCUAAAGAAGAUGAUGUACGCCAGUAUGUUGUAAGAAAGCCCUUAAACAAAGAAGGUAAGAAACCUAGGACCAAAGCACCCAAGAUUCAGCGUCUGGUUACUCCACGUGUCCUGCAACACAAACGCCGGCGAAUUGCUCUGAAGAAACAGCGUACUAAGAAGAACAAAGAGGAGGCUGCAGAAUAUGCUAAACUCUUGGCCAAGAGAAUGAAGGAGGCCAAAGAAAAACGCCAGGAACAGAUUGCCAAGAGACGUAGGCUGUCUUCUCUGAGAGCGUCUACUUCUAAAUCUGAGUCCAGUCAAAAAUAAGGUUUAAUAACAACAAAUAAAUAAGAUUUUCAGAUCUCC
Messenger RNA from Lepus europaeus (European hare), 872 nucleotides. It is a transcript of the gene RPS6, whose product is annotated as ribosomal protein S6. Gene Ontology annotation, cellular component: ribosome. The coding region runs from base 84 to 833 and encodes 249 amino acids. Gene Ontology annotation, biological process: translation. Gene Ontology annotation, molecular function: structural constituent of ribosome. The transcript has 6 exons. Lineage: Eukaryota; Metazoa; Chordata; Mammalia; Lagomorpha; Leporidae. The record is from RefSeq and is a predicted model, not a curated record.